CCCAAUUCUCUUGCAAUCUAAUUUCAAAUUUCACACACACAAAACUUCUAUUCAAUGGAUUGGUUCGCUCAAUUUUCUGACCCACUUCCUUAUUACCCCAAUUGUAGUUACAAAUCUGAAUCCUCUUCUACUCUUUCCGACGCCGGAACACCUCCUCAAACAGUGGUUAACUCCGACGAAGAAGUUAUUCUCGCCUCCAACCGCCCAAAGCGCCGUGCCGGUCGCCGAAUUUUUAAAGAAACUAGACAUCCGGUUUACAGAGGAGUCCGGCAGAGGAAUAACGACAAAUGGGUUUGUGAGCUGAGAGAGCCGAAUAAAAAGACGAGGAUUUGGCUCGGGACAUACCCAACGGCGGAGAUGGCAGCUCGUGCACAUGACAUAGCGGCACUAGCGUUAAGAGGGAAAUCCGCUUGCCUAAAUUUCGCUGACUCUGCUUGGCGGUUUCCAAUUCCGGCGAGUGAUGACCCGGCUGUGAUUAGAGAGGCGGCUGUGAGGGCGGCGAAUGAGGGUAGAGAUGAGGAAUGUAAUGUGGGUCGGGAAGAGGAUGACGGCGGUUCGAAUCAGCAGGAGGCGUAUCCUGACCGGACGGAUUAUGUGGACGAUGAGACUAUGUCGAAUAUGCCAAUGUUGCUUGCCAACAUGGCGGAAGGACUACUUCUUUCUCCUCCAUCUUUUUGUGUCAAUGAAGACGUGGAGUGGGAUGAUGUGGCAACGAACGACGAUGUGUCAUUGUGGAGCUUUUAGAAGUAGUUAUAGCGACUAGUGAUUUGAGCACCUGCUGCCUGCCAACAAAGCAACCAGACUUUUGUUCGAGGAAGUCAACCUAUAUAUAAUUCCAUUUUUCUUUUUCAAAAUGGACCCUAUCAAAUUAAAGCUGAAGCUAAAAAUUGCAUUAAACACCACUAAAAAAAUAAUUGUAUCGAGUCAAGAAUUUAGUUCCUAUUUUUAGGUUAAAUUCUGUUUAGCUUUUUAGUAUUGUGGUAAAAGCUAUGAUUCUGUAAAUCAUUUGAAGUUAUGAUUUUGUGAA
Cucumis melo (muskmelon) is the source of this 1027-nucleotide messenger RNA. Its product is annotated as dehydration-responsive element-binding protein 1E. The transcript has a single exon. Lineage: Eukaryota; Viridiplantae; Streptophyta; Magnoliopsida; Cucurbitales; Cucurbitaceae. Gene Ontology annotation, molecular function: DNA-binding transcription factor activity; DNA binding. Gene Ontology annotation, biological process: regulation of DNA-templated transcription. The record is from RefSeq and is a predicted model, not a curated record. Bases 55 to 744 code for a protein of 229 amino acids.